AAUCCAACUUCCAGAAUCCCAUAAAAACACGUAGCGGGCGCAAGAUUACGCACCGUGACCUCUGCCCGGUGGAGAAAAUAGAGGAGGAAGAGGAGGAAGAGGAGCCGCACGCACGCACGCACGCACGCACGCCUGCAGGUCGGAGACAUGUCGCUGUUUAUUCUCGGAGGACGCUUGUGUUCGAGCGGAGCUCGGUUCGGCAGAGAAGCCGUCCGGACCUGCAGCUCGUCUGUGACCUCAGGCCGGCAGCGUGUGAAUGGAGUGGACCUGUACUUCGAGCAGACGGGCCGAGGGGGACACGCUGUGCUGCUGCUUCCUGGUGCUCUGGGAAGCACAAAGACAGAUUUCGGCCCUCAGCUUCAGUCUCUCAAUAGGGAGCUCUUUACUGUCGUGGGCUGGGACCCGCGCGGUUACGGCCGAUCCCGUCCGCCACACAGAGACUUUCCCACUGACUUCUUUGAGCGUGAUGCGAAGGACGCUGUGGACCUGAUGAAGACGCUGGGCUUCAGCGGGUUCUCUCUGCUGGGCUGGAGCGACGGAGGCAUCACGGCUCUGAUAGCAGCAGCCAGGAACCCCCGCCUGAUCAGAAAGAUGGUCAUAUGGGGAGCCAACGCUUUCGUUUCUCAGCAGGACCUCCAGCUCUAUGAAGCCGUCCGCGACGUCUCCAGGUGGAGCGCGAGGAUGAGACAGCCCAUGGAGGACGUGUAUGGAGCUGAAGCCUUUGCUAAAACCUGGGAGGCCUGGGUGAAUGGGGUGGCUCAGUUCAUUCACAGACCAGAAGGGAGUAUCUGCAUGGAGCUGCUGCCUCAGAUCAGCUGUCCAACACUCAUCAUCCAUGGAGAGAAGGACCCCAUGGUGCCCAGCUUCCACCCACAGUACCUGCUCAAACACAUCAAGGGCGCACGAUUACACCUGAUGCCAGAGGGAAAACACAAUCUCCACCUGAAGUACGCUGAUGAAUUCAACAAGCUGGUGGAAGAUUUUCUGCAGGAGUGAAAGGAGCUGAUGAGAUGAUGCUGGUUUAAGUAGAAACGUCACGAGAAACUCAGUUUAAGUGUGAUUCUUGUCCAGCAGUCACUUAUCCAUGGCCUGUAAAGGUACAGUGUGUGUAUAUUAAACGGAAGAUUAAAGACAAAGAGUUCCAUAAAGCA
Molecule: messenger RNA, 1151 nt
Organism: Betta splendens (Siamese fighting fish)
Lineage: Eukaryota; Metazoa; Chordata; Actinopteri; Anabantiformes; Osphronemidae
Gene: bphl
Product: biphenyl hydrolase like
Exons: 7
Coding region: 148-996 (282 amino acids)
Source: RefSeq, a predicted model, not a curated record